Polyodon spathula (Mississippi paddlefish) is the source of this 4185-nucleotide messenger RNA. Its product is annotated as gamma-aminobutyric acid receptor subunit alpha-6-like. Gene Ontology annotation, cellular component: GABA-A receptor complex; neuron projection; postsynapse. Gene Ontology annotation, molecular function: transmitter-gated monoatomic ion channel activity involved in regulation of postsynaptic membrane potential; benzodiazepine receptor activity; GABA-A receptor activity. The transcript is spliced from 9 exons. The record is from RefSeq and is a predicted model, not a curated record. Gene Ontology annotation, biological process: monoatomic ion transmembrane transport; synaptic transmission, GABAergic; signal transduction. The coding region runs from base 179 to 1849 and encodes 556 amino acids. Lineage: Eukaryota; Metazoa; Chordata; Actinopteri; Acipenseriformes; Polyodontidae.
GGAUCCUCAUCUGAGUCGAGCUUUAUUUCGCGAUUGCGGGAAAAAUGCAGGUGUUCCAUUUAAACAGUUCUGUUGAUUCCUGAACGCUGUAAUCUUUCCUCGGGACAAGGCACUUGGUGAGGGGGAAUGUGAACAGGCUUAAAGUGUGGCAUGGAAAGAUGGUUUCUGUCAGAAGGAGAUGGUGAUUGCGAUGUCCUCCAGGAACGUUUCCACACUAAUUUACUUUCUCUGCGUGACAGCCUGUAUAAGGAAAACCUUAGGACAUAUAAAAAAGGAUGAGAAAUUAUAUCCAGAAAAUUUCACACGCAUACUGGACCGACUUCUGGAUGGUUAUGAUAACAGACUGCGACCUGGUUUUGGGGGUCCAGUUACUGUAGUCAAAACUGAUAUAUAUGUGACAAGCUUUGGACCCGUAUCAGAUGUUGAAAUGGAAUAUACGAUGGACGUCUUCUUUCGUCAAACUUGGGUAGACAAGAGAUUAAAGUAUGAAGGUCCCAUUGAAAUAUUAAGGCUAAACAACCUAAUGGUCACAAAAGUGUGGACACCUGAUACUUUCUUUAGAAAUGGGAAAAAAUCUGUCUCACACAACAUGACAGCCCCAAACAAGUUAUUUCGAAUCAUGAAAAAUGGGACCAUUCUCUACACAAUGAGGCUUACUAUAAGUGCAGAGUGCCCGAUGAGACUUGUGGAUUUCCCAAUGGAUGGACAUGCUUGCCCUCUUAAGUUUGGAAGCUAUGCUUAUCCGAAAACUGAGAUGAUUUAUACUUGGAAAAAAGGACCGGAAAACUCAGUAGAAGUCCCCCAAGAGUCUUCAAGUUUGGUUCAAUAUGAUCUAAUUGGACAGACGGUGUCUAGUGAGACUGUAAAGUCUAUUACAGGUGAAUAUAUUGUGAUGACAGUAUAUUUCCAUUUGAAACGCAAAAUGGGCUACUUUAUGAUUCAGACGUAUAUACCGUGCAUUAUGACAGUAAUCCUCUCUCAAGUAUCAUUUUGGAUUAAUAAAGAAUCCGUCCCUGCUAGAACCGUAUUUGGGAUAACAACAGUUUUGACAAUGACAACACUAAGCAUUAGUGCAAGGCACGCCUUGCCUAAAGUCUCAUAUGCCACAGCAAUGGACUGGUUCAUAGCUGUGUGCUUCGCCUUUGUGUUUUCUGCUCUCAUUGAGUUUGCUGCUGUCAACUACUUCACAAAUAAUCAAACUGAAAAGGCCAAAAAGAAGACAGUGAAAUCUUCAUCUGCACCUAGAGCUUCUCCAGCGAAGAAAGCAAGUGACACUGAAGUACUUCAGAAUCCUGGUACAAAUGGGAACUUGAGGAAAAGAAUGAACUACAUGACACUGCCAGAUGACAACAGUGGCCAGAGAACUGACACUGGAAGCAAUACUAAAGGUGGAGUUACAAGACAAUCUUUAGUUGGUCAAGUUCCUUCUGUAGUCGCCCCACCAUCUUUUUCUCACUCCAGCCCUAACCCAUUCAGUUACGUAAAUGUACCCCCACCAGUUUUAACAUCACAAAACACUUUAACUUCAGGAAGUACCCCGCCAGCACCGCCCUCAUCCCCAACCCUGCCGAGUCGCAUAUCGACAAACACAAUUGAUGGACCAGCUUCUAUUCACCACCUGCUCGCUCCCAAACUUGAACAUAUUCAAGCAACUGCAACUAAAAUGGAAGCAAGUCUAAAACAAUCCUCCACCAGCUCUGCACUGCCUGCUCCUUCACUGCCUGGUUCUGGAACAAGUAAAAUUGACAAGUACGCACGUAUUCUGUUUCCAGUUUCUUUUGGGGCUUUUAACAUGGUUUAUUGGGUAGUCUACUUAUCAAAAGACACCAUGGAGACAACAGAAAGUUAAGUCUGAUCUUGUAGCUAUGUGUUUUUUCACACUGAAAAAAGUAACAAUUUAGGGGCUUCACUCAGUCUAGUUUUACGAACAUUAAAAGUAAGGAAUAUGUAAAGUACAAUUUCCCCAGCAUAACCAGCAACAAAAAUAUACUCCUAAAAUACAAAAAAGAAUAUCUAUAUAGUAAUAAUAAUAACUAAAUUCAUGUGUUUUCAGAUCCUUGAAAAUGACCAUGUAAAGGACAAAAAAAACCAUUCCAAAAUAUAUCAAAUUGUAUUAAACUGUUUUUUUUGUUGUUGUUUUUUUCUCUUUCUUGAUGUCAGUGGCAAACUGUGUAAUCCAGCAACACAUGAUAUGUCAUGCUUUUUGCUUCAGGGGGUAAUACACCAGUGUCUGUUGCCAAUAAAACUUACUGUCACAUCUCUCUUAAUUUAAAAUUAAAAUGAAAGAAAAAAAGAAAUAUACAUAAAAGUGCAUUUUAAUUAAUCUAGUCUAUUUGCAGGAAGAAAAUAAAGAGCAAGCAGCAUUAAAAAUGACAUAUUAUGGCAAUAUUAUUCUAUAAACCUUUGGGAAGUGUACAAUGGUCUUAUAUUCUUGUUUUACUUUUGCUGUUUGAUUUCCAGACAUGUUCUUCAGUAAGCCCCAUUUAAAAUCAUCCGUAAAUUUUUACUAAAUCUCUACCUAUAUCUAUGACAGUUAUAGUUAAAAAAACACAAAAAAAAAACACAUUUACAAUGACUAAAAGUGUAGUUGGUCUUUGGCCCACUGUAUUUCUCGUACUGUGUGUGGCAUGGUGACAGUCCUCCCUGUGCACAUUUAUUUGUGUUGGUAUGGGGAAAAUGGGUUGGCAGGGAGGGGGUUCAAUUUCUCCCUGUCAAAACACAUGAGAAUGUGGCUGCAGCUGUGAAUUGAAUGAUUAAAUAAUUAACUAAAGCUCCAGCCACAGGUUUAUAAAUAGGGUGAUCACAGGUGUUAGUUAUAAAUAAUGAUUAGAGUUGAUGUUGAUGAGAGGUGGAGAUUUUUCGUGUUUGUGCAGCCUCGUCCUGUCUGUUUGUUUCUGUUUCUGUGAGUGUUUUGUAGACCUUUUAUUUUGGCCCUUGUGCCAUUUUGUUUUGUUAAUGUGUUUUGUUCUGUUUAAUGUCCAGUGUAAUGUCAACUGCAACUUCUGAGUCUCUCUUCCUGGUCGAAACAGCAUUGCCAGUGACACUGUCCUGUCACAGGUGGUGUUAACUGUGGGAUAGCACCCCUAGAGACCGGAAGUGCAAGUUUUGAUUAAAAAAAUUAUAUAUAUUAAAAAUUUUAAAAAAUUGAAGGGGAGGAGUAGCUGGUCCCAGAGGCAAGCGAGGGAGGUGAUGCCUGCCUGAGUGCCAGAGGAUGUGGGCAGUGGGGACACCUAUAUCAGUGUUUUUGAGGCCUCACGUUGGUGCCUCAUCUGUGGGGAGUGUGGGCACUUUGUGCUCAACUGCCCUCUCCUAGAGGAGGAAGAGGAGGAACAGCUAUCGGCUUGAGUGCCAUAGAAAGGGUCUGUGCUUGUGAGUACUCCAAGUGCAAUAUAGCACACCUAUAGCUAGCUAGCUAGUAAUAGUGUUCGUACUAGUGUAUUUUGGGCUCUAGAGGGAGAGCUGAAGCGGCAUUUUCCAGCAUCUACAAUCUCCAGACUUGUACAGGCCUGCAACGUUUCUGACUAUAUCUGGGGUUAUAUUUGUUUUUCCUUGUUUGGAUGGGUGGCUUAUAAAUGCUAGGACUGUCAGUAUUACAUUGUGUUUCUGCCUUUUAUCCUCUUGUUAUUGUUCAUUAGCAUAACAGUUAAUAAGUUUCCUUUAAUUUUUACAACUCUUUACUGCUGCCUGUAUGUUAUUUUGUUUACUUGUGACAUUCUCAUUUGCCUUCGCUCUCUGUAUUAUUGUAAAUCCAAUUACAUAUACUGUUUAAGAGAGUGAGAUAUAUAUAUAUAUAAUUUUUGUUGUUAUUAAGUGUGUGCAGUAUAAUUAGCAAAAACAAAACGGAUUAGCGACUCUAGGAAACCCUAACUAGAGCGGCACGUUAUUGUUACCCAAGAAAAAUGGGGUUACAGUUGUAGUUAUAAUUAAAGUGUGCAUUAUCGCUUCACUGCAGUGUCUCAGUCUCCCUUCCUGGUCAAAACAGUGUUGUCAGUGAUGCUGUCCUGUCAGACUGUACAAUGGGCAUAACUAUAGGAUUCUGCUUCCUAGGUCAAGACAGGACUUAUUUUGAGGUGGGUGAGACUGUACAGAGAAGCUCUGUAUGGGUUGUAACACAAGUGUGUGUGUAUGAAAUUAAGAACACCUGAAAUAAACUUUGUAAAACAGAACCGAAAACACUAAUAAGAA